Messenger RNA from Castor canadensis (American beaver), 2052 nucleotides. It is a transcript of the gene Ube2d2, whose product is annotated as ubiquitin conjugating enzyme E2 D2. NCBI's taxonomy places the organism in Eukaryota, Metazoa, Chordata, Mammalia, Rodentia, Castoridae. The record is from RefSeq and is a predicted model, not a curated record.
GAAUUGAAUGACCUUGCAAGGGACCCUCCAGCACAGUGUUCAGCAGGUCCUGUUGGAGAUGAUAUGUUCCAUUGGCAAGCUACAAUAAUGGGGCCAAAUGACAGUCCCUAUCAGGGUGGAGUAUUUUUCUUGACAAUUCAUUUCCCAACAGAUUAUCCCUUCAAACCACCUAAGGUUGCAUUUACGACAAGAAUUUAUCAUCCAAAUAUUAACAGUAAUGGCAGCAUUUGUCUUGAUAUUCUACGGUCACAGUGGUCUCCAGCACUAACUAUUUCAAAAGUUCUUUUGUCCAUCUGUUCUCUGUUGUGUGAUCCCAAUCCAGAUGAUCCCUUAGUGCCUGAGAUUGCUCGGAUCUACAAAACAGAUAGAGAAAAGUACAACAGAAUAGCUCGAGAAUGGACUCAGAAGUAUGCGAUGUAAUUAAAGAAAUUAUUGGAUAACCUCUACAAAUAAAGAUAGGGGAACUCUGAAAGAGAAAGUCCUUUUUGAUUUCCAUUUGACUGCUUUCUAUGAGCCCACGCCUCAUCUUCCCCUGUGCACAUGUUUACCUGAUACAGCAGUGCUGCGUAUUGUACAUACUUGGAACAACAAACUAGAAAUACUUCUGUACCAACAUUGCCUCCUAGCAGAGAAGUGUGUGUGUGACAAGCCAGUUCUUCAGGCAUAACCUAGGUGUGAGACUAAAAGCUUUCAUUAUUGACUUAAAUUUGGAUUACUGCAAGGUGUGAGGGGUGGUGGGUUCAUGGUGUGUGUUUGGAUUGGGGAGAAAGCUCCACUGACCUGUAGGAGAUUGUUUUUAAGUGGAAUCCAUUUAAACCCAAAACAGUUAUGAACAGCAAGGUGUGAAGAACAUGAAUCUGUUUCUGUAUUCACUUUAUUUGAAGGACCUACAACUUAGAUGAAAGUUAUGACCAACCACAUCCAACCACCCACAUCCUGUAUUUUAAGGUCUAAGUUUUAACUGGUCAACAUUUAAAUGGAUUGGAGCUAUUAGUACAUAAAGUAUGAUGGGCUUUGUUCCCAACUCUUUCUCAUCUCCCUGCCCCUUCAACCUUCCUCCUUUCAUCCCCUUUCUCUCCAUAUUCUUUGGUUUAUAUGUGGUUUCUCAGUUAAUACAUAGCUAAUAGCUCUUAUUUUUCUUAUGUUUUUAACUGCUUAGGUCUAUUUGGAUGUAAGGGUGAAAAUUCAUUUGAUGGAAAUACUUGUGUAUAUUUAAAGACCCAAUUGCUCCUCUGGAGCUUGUACGUUGAAGAAUGGUUAAUCUGUGUAAUAAACUGAUUACUACAGUCAUUACAUAUAAUUUUGUGUGAAUAGGCUUUUUGAUUGUAAGAACUUUGUCUAGCUGAGAUUAGUGGUGGAUUUUCCUCACCCCUGAAAUAUUUUCAUUUAUAGUGGUUGCAUUUCAAAAUCGUGAAAACAAUUCCAGUUUACAGAGUAAAAAAAGAUAUCUGGAGAAUAAUUUUAUUGAAGAAGAUAGAGGCAUAAAGUUAAAGGCAUUUUUAUGAAACUUACCUGUGCAGCACUCCAAGAACAUGACUGUUAAACUUAGUAAGAAAUUUGCCUUGUUGAUGAAACUAAGCUGCAUUUCACCAAAAUCUUGUGACAUUCCCUUGGUACAUAGGACAUAAAACACAAAGACAUUUGCUAUUUGGUAAGUUAAGUCUCUGUGAUUGUAAUUUUAAAUGAGCGACUUUGACCAAACCUGGGAAACAUGAGCACAAUCUUGUACUGGAGAGUCUGCAUAAUUACUUUGCACUAACAUUUGCAGGAUGUUCAUCCAAUUUUAAAUUGUACUGUAUGUGGCUUUUUGAAGUCCUCCCUUGACUUUAGUAAAAUGUAGUUUAAAACUUGUAAGCAACUGUGUUUGCCAGAAACAUUAAUCAUGUGAACUAGACAAGUUACCUUUUUUCCUCCCUUCUUUUCCUAAUCUAAUUGUAAACCAGGCCAACCUGAAGGCCAUGGCUGAUACUCUCUAGCCAUCAAGUUCUUAAAAAUGCAUCUUUACACUCUUGCACAAAAAUUGAGGAAUAAAUGUCCACUGCUUUUGGUUUU